Messenger RNA from Hibiscus syriacus, 782 nucleotides. RefSeq names its product protein SODIUM POTASSIUM ROOT DEFECTIVE 2-like. The record is from RefSeq and is a predicted model, not a curated record. Bases 48 to 749 code for a protein of 233 amino acids. Gene Ontology annotation, molecular function: metal ion binding. NCBI's taxonomy places the organism in Eukaryota, Viridiplantae, Streptophyta, Magnoliopsida, Malvales, Malvaceae. The transcript has 3 exons.
AACUCUAUUAGUUUUAGUUAGCCUUUAAACUUGUAUCUUCUCCAAAAAUGAAAAGAAUGGACUUCUUCUGUGCUUCUCACGCUUCAACAGCCAUCUGCUCAAGCCUGGACCAUCGUUCCAUGGUCCGCCCUGGCCGUCGGCCUAUUGACCGCCAAGAUUCUAAGCCUCAUGUACCUUGUUCAUCAGAAUUGCCUAUGUUUCCAGGGCUGCCUCACCGUGAAAAGAGUAGAAAGAGCUCUGUUAAACCAAGUGAUGUACGUCGGAAAAGUUCAGCUGAUAUCCAUGAUCUUAGGAGCCCUUCUGGUUCCUCUAGAUAUCUUCUAAGCAAUACACCUUUUAUCGAUUGGUUAUCGGACUCUGAUCGUGUCUCACCAUCGGUUCCAGCUCAGCCUACAAAGCCAAACCAUGUAAGCUCCAACGAUUCUCCCGCUUUAAAAUCAUCUUCAUCCGCCCGGUCCCAUCACCAGGUAGUGGUUUUGAGGGUGUCAAUCCAUUGCAAAGGAUGUGAAGGGAAAAUAAGAAAACAUAUCUCAAAAAUGGAAGGAGUGACAUCCUUCAGUAUAGAUUUGGCCACAAAGAAAGUGACAGUAAUAGGUGAUGUAACUCCCUCGAGUGUGCUAGCAAGUGUUUCCAGGGUGAAGAAUGCACAGCUCUGGCCAUCUGCAACAGCAGCAUCGGCUCUAUCUUCUCCAAUGGCCAAAGACUCAUUGCUGAUAAAAAAUAAAAAAACACUAGGUUUUUUGUUGUGAACAAAUCAAAUGUAAGCUUUCCUGGGGACUGUU